AUGAGCAGCCGCAACCUGGAAAAGAAAUCGGAAAAGCAGCGUUUGAAGCAGCUUAAGAAACUCACCAAAGCCAAGCAGCAGCAGGAUAAAGUCAAGAAGCAUACGAAAAAGCUUCUCAAGAUGAAAACGCGUAACAUUAGCUUCGACUAUCAGCUGUUCCUAUACCGCCAAGAGCUGCGGCGAGCCAAUACGGACUUUUCCUAUCUGCGUCUGUCCCGUGCGAAGAUCAUGCUGACAGCCGAGCUAAUAGCCAAGAACAUUGGCAGCUAUAACAAAAUGUGCAGCGUGGAUGAUCUCAAGAUGCUCAGUCGCGAGGUGCAGUUCAAGAAGCGACUCUGCAACCAGGUGGAACGUCUAGAACAAUUCCAGGAACUCGGGCUAACCGAUGUGGUGCUCAAUGGCAAAAAGACGGCUCUCUAG
Molecule: messenger RNA, 420 nt
Organism: Drosophila novamexicana
Lineage: Eukaryota; Metazoa; Arthropoda; Insecta; Diptera; Drosophilidae
Exons: 1
Coding region: 1-420 (139 amino acids)
Source: RefSeq, a predicted model, not a curated record